This is a messenger RNA of Salvia hispanica, 1375 nucleotides long. RefSeq lists its product as uncharacterized. Gene Ontology annotation, molecular function: metal ion binding. Lineage: Eukaryota; Viridiplantae; Streptophyta; Magnoliopsida; Lamiales; Lamiaceae. The record is from RefSeq and is a predicted model, not a curated record.
UGCAAUUUAGCCCACAAACAAUAUUAAAUAGCAUCCCAUGUGGUUGAGGUUCUUUUGUUUAGGUAGAAGUGUAAAAAAAGAGCCAAAAAAUUUCUUGACUUGACCUAUUCAAUGUGCUCUAGCAGUAGUUAUAGCUUUUAUUCCAACCCUUAUCUCUCUUUCACUCUUCUUCUCCUGCAAACAUACUUUUCCUACAUUUCUUCCACUCUUUGUCUCCUUCUUUCUCUCAAGAAAAUGACUAAAGAUGAAGACUUUAAUCUCCUCAAAAUCCAGACAUGUGUGCUUAGAGUGAACAUACACUGUGAAGGAUGUCAGCAGAAAGUGAAGAAAAUUCUUCAGAGAAUUGAAGGUGUGUACCAAGUAAAGAUAGAUGCAGAGCAACAGAAGGUGACUGUUUCCGGCAACGUCGAUUCGGCAACUCUGGUGAAGAAACUGGUGAAAGCUGGCAAACACGCCGAGCUCUGCUCCCCAAAAUCCAACCAAAACCAGAAACAGAGCAAAACCGCUCCCACCAAAGAAGACAACAACACCCCCAAAUCAAAGAAACCGCACGUCCCCAAAAACAAACACAACAACAACGAUGAUCAACAGCAGCAGGAGGAAGACGAGAUGCAGCUGAUCAGAGACAAGAUCAACCACCUCUCCCUCCUCAAGCAGCAGGCGGACGCUGCCGCGGUCAAGCGCAGCAAUGCCGCCGAUUCCGGUGCUAGGAAAAUGAACAACGCUGUUGCCGGUGGUGCUAGUAAUGGUAAGAAGGGGAAUCAGACUACUAACAUGAGCACAAACACGAACACGAACAUGUCUGGGAAUGAGUUGAGUGCGAUGAUGAAUUUCGCGGGUUUUCAUGGAAAUGGGAGUGGGAAUAAUGGAAUGUACGGGGCCCAGCGGCCGAGUAAUUUUAAUUAUUCGGCCGUGCCAGGAGGGGAGUAUGCGUACCAUGUACCGGCCUCGGGGUUUGUGAACUUGCAAGGCCGGUAUGGGGGUUUCCAGCACCAGCACCAGCAGCAACAGAUGUUGUACAAUCAGAGCGCGUUUGUGCCUCCGAGCACCAGUUAUUACUAUAACUAUGGGCCGGAGGCGUACGUCGGCGGUGAUUAUGGUGGUGGUGGUGGUGAUCGUGUGUUUGGUGAUGGGAGUGAAGGGGGUUGUAGGGUUAUGUAGUUUUGAAUCAUUGUUGGAUUUAGUUUUUUUUUUUUUUUUUUUUUUUUUUUUUUUUUUUUUUUUUUUUAAUUUGAGUUUAUUUAUAUGUUUGUUGUAGUGUGGACUAUUUCUUGAUUUUCUAGUAUGUUUUGAUUUUGAGUUUUGUUGGACUAUUUGGGUUUCGAUGUUAUGAUGGAGAUGAUAGUUGCUAAAAGAAGAAUUUAUUAUUACCUGA